AUGUCUCAAGCUUAUAUGCUCUCCCUUCCCCCGGAACUCGUUUCAUAUACUUUCAACUUCAUCCCCAAAGUCGACUUUUACACCCUCCAGUCCUGUUCAUUGGUAUCUCGAACUUGGUGUUACCAAGCCCAACGAGUGCUCUUUCAACAGAUUACCAUCGCGAACUCGCAGGACAGCGGCAAAAAAUGGAUUGAAAGACUCAGAAUUUCCCCACAUCUCGCCAAGUUCAUCAUGCAUGUGACUUUGUCCAGCAAUUCAUCGACCCGUCACCGUGCAUGGGACACCGACCUUGGAGCGGAACUGGCUCGAACCCUGACCCACAUUCGCGGUGUCUCAAUAAAGUCCUUGCACCACGAAUGGCAAGAUGGACAUAACGUCUUUUUGGGUCAAUUGGCGGGGUUGCACACAUUCCAAAUCCGGGACGUCACCUUCCCAAAUCCGCUCAACUUAUUCGACUGUCUCUCCAAAUUAUCUGGGAAAUUGUCGAGCCUGUCCCUGCAACGUGUAGGAGCACAACCUUGGACCGCCUCUUAUGGAGCAAUCUGUACCGAUUCAGGCGUUGUUCUCUCGAACGGCGUAAACCCGUCUAACCGCCUGCGCCAUUUGGUACUCUCAAGUGCUGAGCUGCGUAUAGACGUGUUAUCGUGGCUAUUGGGUGCCUUCGAUCUGUCACUUCUUCAUUCCUUGGUCCUUGCGGCAGCAUUUUUCCAUGCCGACUAUCGCGAUAAUGCCAAUCCAACCACCGUUGCACUACUGGAGGAGUUAUUGAAAGUCAUGGGUCCAUCUCUGAAAAGCCUCACACUGGGUGUUCACCGUGAACGCCCUGGUGAUAAUCUGCAUAUCCCCAUUCUAACGUCCUCUCCUAUGCUCAAAUAUCUUGAAAGUCUAGAAAAGCUCGUCCUCGUAUCAGAGUGUGCGGGGGUGCUCCGACCCGUGGUUGGCCUGCCACUAGCUAAUAAGGUACUAUCCUUGCUAUCCCGCACAAGUCUCCGAGAGCUAGUCAUCGUCUUGGAUUUGAGUGUCCCCGAUACUUCUAACAUUGCCCAUCUCCAUUUAUUGCCGGAUUGGACCACCCUCGAUGAACAACUCAGCCUUCCACCCUCCAAUUCUUUGCAACGGCUCUUUAUUGUCGUCGACUUCAACACCAUGUUAGUGCGGUCGAAUCGCAGUUACAAAGAUAGUAUUGAGAAUGUCAUCCGGAAAGCUUUGCCAAAAUUAUUCGAGCGAGGUAUCCUAGAUAUUCAUGUAGAGGUAUGUAUGGGAUCUCUCAUUUAG
Messenger RNA from Marasmius oreades (fairy-ring Marasmius), 1275 nucleotides. RefSeq lists its product as uncharacterized. The transcript has 2 exons. Gene Ontology annotation, molecular function: protein binding. Bases 1 to 1275 code for a protein of 424 amino acids. Lineage: Eukaryota; Fungi; Basidiomycota; Agaricomycetes; Agaricales; Marasmiaceae. The record is from RefSeq and is a predicted model, not a curated record.